Colletotrichum phormii is the source of this 1320-nucleotide messenger RNA. RefSeq lists its product as uncharacterized. The record is from RefSeq and is a predicted model, not a curated record. Lineage: Eukaryota; Fungi; Ascomycota; Sordariomycetes; Glomerellales; Glomerellaceae. Gene Ontology annotation, biological process: DNA recombination. The transcript is spliced from 2 exons. Bases 1 to 927 code for a protein of 308 amino acids.
AUGUUUACGCCGGCAGCGAAACGCCGACGUGUCGACGCGGCAAACGAGACGCUCCGGAAACCUUUUAGGUCGCCCCUGGUGCGGGACCGAGACCCAGGCCCAGGCCCGGAUCGGAACCGGGAGGGCAUCACCGCGGCGGCGGUAGCGUCAUCGCCAUCUGCGAGGGUGACCACCGGCGUGAAGACGGGAGGAGUAAGCGGUCUUGCCACGACCACGACGACGACACCACGGCAAGGAGGCACUUGGAAGGCGACGCCCGCGAAGCAGAAACAGACGAUCAGCACGCCUACGCCUACGCCUGCACGUCGGCCCUUUAGCGUUCCGCGACCUCAUAUCUCGCAGACGGGGGCUUCGCCUUCGCCACUGCGGACGACGGCGGCGGCUGGGUCCUUUGUUGCUAGGAGGACACAAGCUCCCGGGCUCGUUGGUGGUAGUAAGAAGAGUGAGAGGGAGGCGGAGGGCAGGGAGGAGAUUCUGCGGCAGGCUGAGCGGAUCCGCGGCGUUGGGAUCGGUACUGUGGGUGGGAAGAGUGCGGGUGAAGGAGGGGAGACGGAUGAGGAGCUUGUCGAGUUGAUUGCCAAGUGGAGGGCGGCGAGCCGGAUUGCGGCGGAGGAGGUGUUUGAGGGGUCGAGGGAGCGGGUUGAGGGGAUGGGAGGGUUGAAGGCUUGGAGGAGGGCGAGGAGGGAGGAUGAGGUGAGGUUUAGGGGCAUGAUGGAGGAGGAGGAGAAGGGUGUUGGGAUUGGGAGGGGUUGUGAGGAGUGGGGGGAGGGUGAUGAUGGUGAGGGUGACGGUGACGGUGAGUGUGAGGGUGAGGAAGAAGAGGAAGAGGAAGAGGAGUUCACGAUGGGGACGAUGCUCCGGAGUAUGAAUAUCGACUUUGAGAUUAUCGGCUAUGAUGAGGAUAUCGGGUGGUGGAGGGACGGGUGAUGCGAAGCGGAUAGCGGAUUUCUUCACUUGCUCGUUUUCUUCUUGCCGUUGUCGUUGGCGAUUAGAGACGAGACGAGGCGGACAUAUCCGUGGUACAUGACGACGACGGGCACACGGGUCACAGACUACGUGACGUCUUCAUACUAGGCUCGAGGGUUUUUGGCUCAUCAGCUCGGGACUCUUUUGGCCGAUUUUUCUUUUCACAUCUCGGAUUAACACAAGCUGCGAGGCGAUGGAAAGCACAGAAAAGAGGAACAUAAGCUGUGUUAGUAUCCUUCCGCGGCCGCAGGUGCUACAGAGAAUAUGCUGCUCGCUUGCUUCCUUCCUUCUUUCCCUUCUUGGUGUUUUACCUACUCUGCAUCUAGCCCUGUUGAUGGAGUCUCUCUUUUUGGG